GCCAGACAUCAGCCCGACUGGAUCUCCAUCACCCUUCGCCAGGCAGGUAGGAUGUGGCCAGCUGUGCUCCCUCAUCCCCCCGCCGCCUGUCCCCAGCCAGGCCAUUGCCUGUGUCCUACUCCUGUCCCCAGCAUGCCCAGCCACGGCAGUCGAUAUCCCAGCAGGGUCGAGCUGAGUGCGCUGACGGCAUUGCUGAGCAGGGAGCAUCGGCAGCAUCCCUCACCCACGGGGUGCUAGUGGGGACCCCCCUGGCCACAGCAUCCCCAUCGUGCAGCUCUGACCUGCCGGUGGCAAAGUCACGGUGACAAGUGAGCAGCAAGAUUGCGGUGGCUCUGCCACUGCCCUGGCCCUGGGGACACUGGUCCCUGACACCCUGCCGACAGCGUGGACUUUGUGCUGAGUGUGGGAGUGGUGGUGGUGACGCAUCUGUCAGUGCUGGCGGGGCCCCAGAUCGCCUGCCAGACCUGGCCUCGGACAGCAGCUCCAUUGUGGCUCCAUAGUGACCAGAAAGGAUCAGGGACCGCCUGGUGGCCUGGGACAGGACCAGAUGGUGACAGGUCAGUGCUGUGGCUCUUGGGUUGGGGUUUGGGUGCUGCUGCCUGGCACCCUUGGGUGUCAUUGCCCUGUCCUCCCAACAUUCACGUGGAUGGAGCGGGGAGGGUGUGUGCAUAAGGAAGCAGGUCCUUUGACCUAGAAAUCUGGCUUUUCCUGGGGAUUUCCUGGUAGGGCUUGAGGAAAAAAACAUUGGAUUUGAGUCCAGGGCACUACUGGAAGGAGGUUGUCCCCCUCUGAGAAGGGGCCUCCCUUUAAAACUGGGUUUGGCCCCUUGCUGGGUCUGUCUGAGUCCGCCUCGAUGGACUUGGGCAGGGUGGGGAGUGCAGGGGGAGGUGGAGAGAUGCUGGCAGUCUCGCAUGGCAGGGAGAAGGUGCGGGGCUCUGGGGAUCAGCUGGAGCAGACACUGGGACAUCGCCCGUCUCAGCACCCCUGCCUGAGCACAGAGCUGCCAGGAGCUUCAGGGCCACAUCCAGCACCUGUCCUGACUGUGCCAGUGCCCAGUGAGGAGCUGGUGGCACCACCAUGUCCCAGGCAGAAGGAGGUGAGGAGACCUUUGAAUGCUGCGAUGUGGUCGUCAACAGCCAGGAGAAGGUUUCAGACAUGUACAUGCAGCUGGAGAAGCUGGGGGAGGGAAAAUUUGGGAUGGUGUACCGGCUACAGGAAAAAGCCACUGGCAAAAUCCGGGCUGGGAAAUAUAUCCGGACACGGACAGCUAAAGAGAAGCGGGCAGCUUUGGCAGAGCAUGGCAGGUGGGGAGCUCUUUGAGCGCAUCGUGGAUGAUGACUUCGAGCACACAGAGCCCAGCAGUGCCCAGUACAUGCAGCAGAUCCUGGAGGGGCUGCAGUUCAUGCAUGGCCAGGCUGUUGUCCACCUCGACCUCAAACCGGAGAACAUUCUCUGUGUCAGCCCUGGCAGCCACUGGCUCAAGAUCAUCGACUUUGGCUUGGCACGGAAGCUGGCUCCAGACACCCCCGUGAAGGUGUUGCACGGCACCCCUGAGUUCAUGGCUCCAGAAGUGGUCACCUUUGAGCCUGUGGGCUUCUCCACGGACAUGUGGAGUGUUGGCGUCAUCUGCUACAUCCUGCUGAGUGGGGAGUCCCCCUUCCAGGGGGACAACGACAUGGAGACACUGAGCAACGUCACAGCUGCCCAGUGGGACUUUGAGGAGGAGACCUUCUCGGAGAUCUCCCAGCAAGCCAAGGACUUCAUUAGCCAGCUGCUGCAGAAGGACCCCCGCUGCCGCCUCUCCAGCGUGCAGGCUCUGCUGCACCCCUGGCUGCAGCAGCCCCAGCCCAACAGCAUGAAGGCAUUGUCAAAGGAGAGGAUCAAGCAGUUCCUGACGCGUCGAAAGUGGCAGAAAACAGGCAAAGCCCUGCUGGCCCUCAACAGGUUGAUGCUGCUGUCCCAGAGCCCGGAGAGGAAAGAGUCUGGGGCUCAGGAUGAGGAAGACACAGGCUGCAGCCAAGCAGAGGACCAAGCCUCCGGGUCUCUGCCCCAACAAAUUCCCAGCUUCUCGGAACUGCUGACAGACCGAGGGGAGGAGGAGGAAGGUGGGAGUGCUGCAGCCGCAAGGGAGGUGGAGUGUCAGCAUGGCUGUGCCAAGCCUGUCCUGGACCACCUAGAAUAGGUGGGGAGAGAGGGGCAGGGAGUGAUGGGGAUGAAGCCGCCUCCAGAAGCUCACAUGAUGACCUGGCUAGCUCGGGGCAGCCCCAGACCCCAGGGAUCCUCUCCAAUGGGUGGGCUCUGGGGUCCCACGGUGUCCCCAUGCUGGUGUGGGGACAGCCACGCUUGCCUCCAGCAAGGAACCAGUGCUUCUGUCUGCUUGAGCCUGAGCUGGCACCAAUAAAGCACCGAGGAUCUCUGCA
This is a messenger RNA of Falco peregrinus (peregrine falcon), 2420 nucleotides long. Its product is annotated as myosin light chain kinase, smooth muscle-like. NCBI's taxonomy places the organism in Eukaryota, Metazoa, Chordata, Aves, Falconiformes, Falconidae. Gene Ontology annotation, biological process: positive regulation of apoptotic process; protein phosphorylation; intracellular signal transduction. The record is from RefSeq and is a predicted model, not a curated record. Bases 854 to 2182 code for a protein of 442 amino acids. Gene Ontology annotation, cellular component: nucleus; cytoplasm. The transcript has 10 exons. Gene Ontology annotation, molecular function: protein serine/threonine kinase activity; ATP binding.